UCUCUGAAAGUAUUUUCUUCGUCACAAUAAUUUGUAAUUGAAGCUUUCAUUUCAUUGUUAACACUUAACAUAAGACGUAGUGCGUAUAGUUUCCUCGCGAGUUUAGCUCAUAGAAAUUUUAAAAUUAUCAUAAUGAAAUUUACUAUUGCAAUUAUUUUAAUGAUUGCCACAUUGGCAUCAACUAGGCAGAUAAAUCGAUCAGAAAAAUUUAUACAGGAAUGCGGUACCGAGCUUAAUAUUCCAUCUUCAAAGCUGCAUAAAUACUCAGUACCAGAUGGGAACGUAUUUGGUGAUGAAUACAGAGGUAAAUGUUUUGAAACAUGUAUGUUAAAGAAAUUUGGCAUUAUGGAUAAUGACAGCAAAUUUAGUCGCGUUGGAGUAAUCAAAAUUUUCUUCGAAGAGAAUUAUAAUUAUGAUAAUCCAGGAUUAUAUGAUUUGUCUGAUGACUUCCUUGCUAGGAUGGAAGAAUGUGCUAAAAAAGCCAAUUUAAUCGAAGAUGUCUGCAGACGCGUUGAGAGCGUAGAAAACUGCUUGAUCUCUGAGCGAGUCCGACAAGCUGUAUCUUAAAUAAAUACAUCUACUGUAAAAAAAUUGUUUAAAAUUUAAGAUUUUGCAUAGAAUGGUUAAAAUUUUGUGUAAAAGAUGAAUUUAGUUAAAAAAUUAUUAAAUUUGAUUGA
Messenger RNA from Episyrphus balteatus (marmalade hoverfly), 677 nucleotides. RefSeq lists its product as uncharacterized. NCBI's taxonomy places the organism in Eukaryota, Metazoa, Arthropoda, Insecta, Diptera, Syrphidae. The record is from RefSeq and is a predicted model, not a curated record. The coding region runs from base 133 to 567 and encodes 144 amino acids. The transcript has 2 exons. Gene Ontology annotation, molecular function: odorant binding.